AUGGAUAGCGACGAGGACACCCGCAUGAUGGAUGUAGACUUCCCGCCUGCUCUCUCCAAAGGAAAAGGAAGGGCGAAGGAUGACCACCCCCAGGACGAUGAGAACCUGCCUUGGGUGGAGAAAUACCGGCCAGUUACUCUUGAUGACGUUGUGUCGCACAAAGAUAUUAUUACAACCAUUGAAAGAUUCAUCGAGAAGAACCGACUGCCUCAUUUGCUCUUUUAUGGACCUCCCGGAACGGGCAAAACGUCGACAAUCCUAGCAGUGGCGAGACGAAUCUAUGGGUCUGACUAUCGGAAACAAAUUCUUGAACUCAAUGCCUCUGACGAUCGUGGUAUCGACGUUGUUCGUGAACAAGUGAAACAAUUCGCAGAAACAAGAACGCUCUUUUCUAAAGGAUUUAAACUCAUCAUCCUUGACGAGGCCGAUAUGAUGACCCAGCAAGCUCAAGCUGCUCUUCGCCGUGUAAUCGAACAGUACACCAAGAAUGUCCGCUUCUGUAUAAUUUGCAAUUACGUCAACAAAAUUGCUCCUGCCAUUCAAAGUCGAUGUACUCGCUUUAGAUUCUCUCCUUUGCCUAUCGCCCAGGUUGAAAAACGUUUGGCCACGGUCGUUGAAUCGGAAAAUGUAAACUUGACAAGCGAUGGGAAGAAGGCCCUCCUUAAGCUUUCUAAAGGAGACAUGCGACGUGCCCUCAAUGUUCUGCAGGCCUGUCACGCCGCAUAUGACAUCGUUGGUGAAACAGAAGUCUACAAUUGUACAGGCAACCCUCAUCCUUCCGAUGUCGAGGCCAUCAUAAACUCCAUGCUAUCAGAUGAGUUCACGACUUCUUAUCAGAUGAUAACCAAGCUCAAGACGGAAAGAGGAUUGGCUCUUCAAGAUCUUCUCACCGGAGCCUACGAAUAUAUCGAAACCGUGGAACUCAAACCACAUGCCAGGAUCUACCUACUUGAUCAUCUUGCCGUGACAGAGCACCGUCUAGCAUCAGGUGGGAGUGAGAAGAUGCAACUCACGGCAUUGCUCGGCGCCUUCAAGAACGCCCUGGAAUUGACUACCAAGGCGGCCUGA
This is a messenger RNA of Cyclocybe aegerita, 1068 nucleotides long. Lineage: Eukaryota; Fungi; Basidiomycota; Agaricomycetes; Agaricales; Hemipholiotaceae. The record is from the annotation of a GenBank genome assembly.